Molecule: messenger RNA, 3117 nt
Organism: Musa acuminata AAA Group (dessert banana)
Lineage: Eukaryota; Viridiplantae; Streptophyta; Magnoliopsida; Zingiberales; Musaceae
Product: polyadenylate-binding protein-interacting protein 7-like
Exons: 6
Coding region: 1400-2977 (525 amino acids)
Source: RefSeq, a predicted model, not a curated record
GGGUUAAGAGGCCUCGUAAAGUUCACUAUGAUUAGCCAAUAUGAUUGGGUUAAGAGGCCUGCGUUGGAGGCCUAAUGGGCUUAUCCGGAAGCAAACAGACGUUUUAUCCUACCGGUUCCUUAAUCUUGACCGUCCAUUCACGAUGAUGCACGACGACGUGAGGAGGCCCGAAUCGUCACGCAUGCUGGAACGGUUCAGAUGUGCUCGAGUUCUGAUAAACCAAUGGCUGGGAUUCAGGGGAAGCGUUCAUGUGCUAUCUCUUCUCACAAUAAUAUAAGGCUAGUCGUCAACACAAGCGAGCGGGCGAGAGAGGGAGGGAGUGUGGAUUUCUCUGUUCCCUCGUCCUUCGUUGAUUCGAGAAAUGGAGCCCCUUCCUCUCGCAGCAGCCGCAGUAGUCGCGAAAUCGACCAGGGAUUGACAACCGCCGGCGGGAUUCUAAGCGGAGCCAGCUCGAGCAGGUGAAUCCAGGGGGGAGAUUCACUUUUUUACCUUCUAAUCCGAAGCUCGGGAAGAAUCUUUGAGGUGAAAUCCAGAGAAGGGAGAAGGAGUAGGAGCUCGCUCGUUGUCACUUCCUUCUUUUCCCUUUCACUCAAUGGAUUCGUUCCCAGCCGUAUUCCCCCUCAUCGAUCUCAGAAAAGGUGAUGUUCACACUUUGAGUCGUUCCUUUCGUAUGUUGGAAGAUCACAACAAUCAUAGACAGCUAAGGAGGUUAUCUGUUGGAAUAUGACAAGGGUGCAAGUAAAUUGAAAUAUACGAAGAGCAAUCCUACCUGAAACCUUGAAUUCUACAUGCCACUGCUGAUAUAUUUGUAUAGAUCUCCGCAUCUUAACAGUAUUUAGCUUCAUAUUUUGCUUUGUUUCCAGCAUACAGGUCCAAACUAGUUGUCAGAAUUACGAUUGUAAGGUUCCAAUUAAAUUGAGAAAAAGAUGGAACUGUAGUAGGAUAAAUGAAGUUGAAGUUGUCGGUAUGUGUGAAAAGAUGGAAUUUUGGCCCCCCCUCCCCACCCCAACCCGAACAAAAAAAAAAACACCUAGUUAUCUUUUCAUCAGUCUUAGUGUGUUUAUGGAUACACAAAACCAAUUGCAAGUUGCAACUGCCCGAUAAUGAAUUUCCUUGUCGUAAUUAUGAUCGUAAGGUUCCAGUUAAUUUGAGAAAAAGAUGGAACUACAGUAGGAAAAAUGAAAUUGAAGUUGUUGACAUAUGUGGAAAGAUGGAAUUCUGUCUAUGAAGUAUCCCCCCAAAAAAACUUAGGUAUCUUUUCAUCAGUCUUAGUGUGUUUAUGGAUACACACAAAAACAAUUGCAAGUUGCAACAGCCCGAUAAAAAAUUUCCAUAACCUUUACUGAAAUGAAACAUUCAUACUCCUUGAAGAAUGUUGGAUACUUAACUAUGACAAAAAAUGCCUUAUUUUUUGUUAUACAUGACGGAUAUGGUGUUUUUUAUUAUUGAAUUGUUUGGUAUGCUUGCUGUAGUUGUUAUGUGUAAACAUAACAUUUUCUGCAGGAUUGGGAUAACUUCUUCCGGGAACUUCUUUUUUUGUAAGAUAAAGAUGAACACGUCCAACAUAGUUUCAGACAGCAAAGACGUAAAGUUCAGUUCACUGAAUAAGGCUACUGCAUUAAAUCCCAAUGCAGCAGAAUUUGUUCCUUCAUGUGUUAAAUAUACUUAUGGAACCACUGAAGCCUUAAUUACUCCAAAGCUUGAUCUACCAGGAUCUUCUAGAAAAUCAGUCUUAGAUCGAUCAGAGUCCAACAUUUCAAAUAAUUCAGAUGAUGAGGUACACCAGUAUUGGCCUCAUCGGCUUCCAGACGACAUCACUCCUGACUUUGAAGUCAUGGGAGAAGAUGAGCUGCAUAAACCUGGACACCUUACACUAGCAGGUUUGUCAAUUCAUGAUAGUGUUGGACAAUCAAAAUUUUCAGGGUCAAUGACCACUAGUGGUGUAUUGGAUAUGUGGGAUCUAUCUUCUCCAACUCUUGAUAAUAUUAACUUGAGUGGAAAGAUGAGAUAUCCUGGAUCCAUCUAUGCUAAAGAACAACCAUCAGUUGCUUCAAUAACUUCAGCUGAUAAUUUAUGGAGUAAUCCUCUCAUAAAUGGUGAACAGCAGGAGGAGCAUCGUUAUAAUGGGAAUCAUAAUACCAGUUCAAUGGGUGAUUUGAUAGGUGAUAAUGUGUUUUUGGAGAAUUAUGUCACUGAUCCCAUAGAGUUCUUGUCAUCACAGUUCCCUGGUUUUGGUUCUCAGAGUCUUGCAGAUGUUUAUUAUGGGAAUGGAUGUGAUUUGAACUUAACCAUUGGGAUUCUAGCUCAGCUUGAGCUUCAAGUUGACAGUGGUUUUGGCCCAAACCUUGACUCAAAGUCCUCGGCUACCCCAAACUUUAGCCCACUGGACUUUCCUACCCUUCCAGUAGGAAACACUCAGAAUGGUUUGCCAAAGCCUGAUGGAGAAGAUCUCCAACAUGGCUUCAUUACAUAUAGAUCUCCUGGUAUAUUAAGAGGUGACAUUGAUUUUGCUCCAACUGUUAGAAAACUAGCAUUGCAGGAUCCUGGUCAUUGGAAGUAUGAUGGAAAUGGUACCUUUGAUGGUAGCACUGGUUCAAGUAGAAGUUCCAGAUUGUCAGGUAGCUCGUAUAAUGGUAGUGGCAGAGUUCGUUAUGGAGACAAAUGGAGUGGUUCAAGUGCAGCUCGGGCAUCUCCUGUUUGGCUUGAGACUGGGGAAGCAAUGGCAAAUAUUUAUACAGAAUCGGGGGAAGAAGCUCGUGAUUUUACACGUCUUCGAAAUGCAUGCUUUGAACAGGCAAGACAAGCCUAUCUAAUUGGAAACAAGGCUCUAGAAAAGGAAUUGAGUUUCAAGGGUCAGUUGUACAACAUGCAUAUGAAAGCAGCUCGUCAAAAAGCCAGAGAAACAAUUUUCCAGAAAAGUCAAAAUCAGCGGGGUACAAGAUCGGUUGAUAGAUCUGCAUGGUCUUCAUGUGCGUGAAGCUAUACAAGUUGUAGAUCGUGAAUUGAGCAACCUGAGGAGCACAGCUACGGCUACCGGGCAGCGACUGCAUGCUAUGAUAUGUGUUGGCACUGGACACCACACCAAGGGCUCCCGCAUCCCCGCCAGGCUCACUGUCG